This is a messenger RNA of Pelagomonas calceolata, 819 nucleotides long. The record is from the annotation of a GenBank genome assembly. Lineage: Eukaryota; Pelagophyceae; Pelagomonadales; Pelagomonadaceae.
CCGAGAGCUAGCGCCGCAGAGUGGCAGAGGAGGCGCGCUGCGGCGCCAGGCCGACCGCCGACCCCAGCACGCCGUCGAGGCAGCCGACACAAUCAUUUAAGCGCGCCGAGGCAGCCCCUCCAACCAACCAUGGGCGUGCGCGGCGAGAUCGACAAGUCUGGAUGGCACCUGAUCAAGCCCAGCCGCAAAGAAAGCAAGUACUACCAGAUGAACCUGAGCUUCAUGGAGAUGGAGUCGUUAGUUGAUGUUGAAAAAGCAGUGUUUUUGUGCCACCCGCCGGCCGGCGCGAACGCGCCCCAAGAACCGGGUCCACGCAAGCUCAAGCACUCCUCCAUAAGACUGAACAACAAUAGUAUAGUGGAGUUGUGUGGAGAGGGUGCGAACGUCGUCGAUGAGCAAGGAGUAGAUCUGGGACCGCCGCCAUCUUUGGAAAUGGCACUGUCUCAUGUGGUAGCCGAUCUGUCGAUGAUCCGGUGGAUCGACCUGUCCUUCAAUAACAUCAGAGUGUUUGGCGACUGCUUCAAGUGCAUGCCGUCGCUCCAAGUUUUGAAUCUACAAGCGAACAGAAUUUCUGAUCUGAAGCAGGUGAAAAGAUUGGGCGAACUGCCAAAGCUCAAGAAAUUAUCUUUAUUUGGCAAUCCGAUUGAAGAAAAAAAGCACUACCGGAGCUACGUCAUCACGGUCUGUCCUCUGGUCGGGCAGCUGGAUUUCUCCGUCGUUACCAAUCAGGAGCGCGACACCGCGGCGGGCUGGGCGUUCACGUUCCGGCGAAAGCUCAACCCCGAGGAGAAGGGGGAGAAGUAAGUAGUGUUCCCCGUC